This is a messenger RNA of Nilaparvata lugens (brown planthopper), 2362 nucleotides long. Its product is annotated as transmembrane channel-like protein 5. The record is from RefSeq and is a predicted model, not a curated record. Lineage: Eukaryota; Metazoa; Arthropoda; Insecta; Hemiptera; Delphacidae. Gene Ontology annotation, molecular function: mechanosensitive monoatomic ion channel activity. Gene Ontology annotation, cellular component: plasma membrane.
CAUCAUUUCUAAAAAAAUGUCCGUAAACAAUUCAAUCUUUUGGAUUGCCUAUUUUGGUUAACAACAUUUUUUAAAACAUGCACAAUGUAGACCAUAAUGUUAAUUACUAGAAACUUAAUAUUUUUAUUAGCUCUAUGUAUUUUGUAGAAUACUUACCGAUAACUGUUUGAAGGUAAAAUUUGUGGAUUUGAAGUCAUGAUUUGUUGGUGAAUGUAAAACAACGAUGAGUCGCAGAUUUAAUAAAUUGCUAAAGGAUUCUGGCAUGGUCCUUUCUCAGCCAAGAACAAGAUCUACAUCUCAUUCAAAGGAUAUGAACACUCUUUGUCAAGACAUCAGUUUGGAAUUACUGUCAGUUGGUGGGACAACCGAUGGUGAAGGAGAGGACGAAGAAGAUGUAGAGAUAAGAGAGGACAAUAGAGAUGAACAAGCAGAGACGCAACCCAACACCGAUGUGGAUAAGAGAGCAGCUUGCAUUAUCAGUCAAAUUGAAAGAAACUCCACUCUAAUGACCAAUGACCCAUUGGCUGAACAACUAAGAAUAGAAACGCUAAAAGAGUUGACGCAGAGUUUGAGUGUAAAACGAACGGUGAGAGCAAAAUUGGUUCAAACUGUGAGCCAAAAAAAUAAAGUUCAUCCAAUUGGCUUUUUCAGGAGACUCAAGUAUCGUUUGAGUAUCGUUUUUACUAGGAUAAGAAUGUGGAUUCAUGAUUUAGUUUACGGCUAUGAGCUAUGGUACGGCAGUCUGAAAACAAUAGAAGGGCAUUUCGGCAGCGAUGUCGCUUCUUAUUUCAAGUUUCUACGGUGGCUUUUCCUUUAUAACUGUUUUGUUUUCAUUAUGAGCUUUAUAUUCGUCAUUAUACCUCAGGGCAUCUAUGUUGAGAAAUAUAAAAGGAAUGGAGUAGCACACGUUGACAAUAUCCUCACUUCAGUUUCUGACGUCAUGAGCAGUUCAAUAAACACACCUUCGAAAAACUUGUCACAAUUCUCACUUUCUGACUUCAUUACUGGAGAGGGAUUCUUUACAAACUCAACAAUGUAUUAUGGAUUUUAUACUGACCAGAGUCUAAAAAUUGGCUCUUUCAUUUAUUCUAUUCCGACGGCAUACUUUUUUACUGCCUUCUUCUCCUACUUAUUCGUCUUCAUAACACUUUCAAUUAGGAUGGCAAGGUCAUAUCGUAAAAGUUUCAUUGAAACUUCAGGUGGUGUAAAAAACGUCUAUGCGCUAAAAAUAAUCUGUGCAUGGGAUUUCAGUAUUGCAGACGAAAAUGCUGCUAAACUAAAAUCAGAGACACUAGCGCGUGAACUGAAGGAAAUGUUGACCGAUGACCUGAAAUCGUCGUACCAGAAGUCGAAAUCGAUGCGGCGCGUGUACAUAGUGGUGGUGCGUUGUGUUGUGAAUGUGCUGUUCUUUGUGAUGCUGGGAGGCACGGGCGUUCUAGUCUACACUCUCCUCAAUCGGCUGCUGCUCAACAAACUCAACAGUCACACCUCGGGCCUUGUCACAGCCAUCAUACCUGGCAAGUAUGCUCCAAAGUUGAGUUCUUCGGUGAAUGGCAUUGAUGGAGAUGAUGAGAGUGAGCGUGAUUGGCAGGUGGAUCCGAUCUUCAUGUCGUUCGUAGUCACCUUCCUGCUCAUCAUAAUGCCAUUGCUCUUCUCUUGGAUUGUCAGGUUUGAGAGGUACAAUGAUCCACGCACAUCGCUGUAUAUAACCAUGGUUAGGACAUUUGUUUUGGAAUGUGUAGUUGUAGCUGUACUUGUGAUAUUCUGGUUAGGAAGGAGCUCUUCAAAGUGCUGGGAAACUUCACUGGGCCAAGCUGUCUAUAGGCUAAUUCUUAUGGAUUUCUUACUCAGUGGAGUAGCUUUAAUUGUCGAAUUUCUACGUAGUAUUCUUCAAAGGCAUAUUUGCAAGGAACUGCUUCUAGCGGCUGAAUUCGAUAUAGCCAGAAACACAUUAAAUCUAAUUUACAACCAAACAUUGUUCUGGGUCGGCUUCUAUUUCAGUCCACCAUUAUCAUUAGUAAUAGUACUCAAACUGUUCUUGAGUUUUCAUGUGAAAAAGGUCAGUCUAUUGUAUAAUUGUGCUCCUUCAUCAAGUAGUAACUGGAGAUCGGCUCAAGCUCAAACGCUAUUUUUGGUUUUAUCUUUUAUAUCACUGUUGGCUGUUCUAAUGAAUCUUGGCUACAUCAUUACUUCAGUGAAAACAUCAGACUGCGGUCCGUUGAAAGGAUCUGUUUACAUGUAUGAAAGGAUUCUAGAGGGCGUUUUUCAACUACGUCAUGGCAAUGACUUUUGGGCAUUCAUAAUGUUUCUUAGAAAACCGGGAGUAGUUGCUGGUUUACUUUUAUCUAUGUGGUGAGUGCAU